Molecule: messenger RNA, 789 nt
Organism: Saitoella complicata NRRL Y-17804
Lineage: Eukaryota; Fungi; Ascomycota; Saitoellomycetes; Saitoellales; Saitoellaceae
Product: uracil-DNA glycosylase
Exons: 3
Biological process (GO): base-excision repair; base-excision repair, AP site formation via deaminated base removal
Cellular component (GO): nucleus; mitochondrion
Molecular function (GO): uracil DNA N-glycosylase activity
Source: RefSeq, a predicted model, not a curated record
AAAGUUACCGUCAGGGCGCCGACGACAGUUCCCAACUCCAACGCGCCGUUCGACAAAGAUCGCUGGGUGGAUUCCCUGAGUGAGAAGAAUAAGGAGCUGCUAGAACUCGAGAUCAAGACCCUUCACGACUCAUGGUUCAGUGCGCUGCACGGUGAAUUCACGAAACCGUACUUCUUGAAGUUGAAGGAGUUUUUGAAGCAAGAAAGGGGGAAGAGGAAAUGGAUCUUUCCGCCAGAGGAGGAUGUAUACUCAUGGGCACGCCACACACCGUUGGAUAAAGUGAAGGUAGUGAUCCUCGGACAAGAUCCAUACCAUGGCCAAGGACAAGCACACGGUCUCUGCUUCUCCGUCCGCCCACCGAUCAAUGCACCACCAUCCCUCAAGAACAUUUACACCGCACUAAAGAACGACUACCCAGACUUCACUAAACCUCGCGAUGGACUCCUCACACCAUGGGCAGAUCGCGGUGUCCUACUUAUCAAUACAUGUCUUACGGUCGAGGCACAUAAGGCAAACUCGCACGCAAAGAAGGGAUGGGAGGAGUUUACGGCGAAAGUCCUGAGAACCGUCGCGGAGCAGAGAUCGGAUGGUGUCGUAUUCCUGGCAUGGGGAAGUCCAGCGCAGAAGAACAUUGAUGCGUCUGUGCCAAAUAAGAGUCGACACCUCAUCCUGAAGAGUGUGCAUCCAAGUCCGUUGUCCGCACAUCGUGGCUUCAUGACCUGUGGUCACUUCAAGCAGGCAAAUGCGUGGCUCAAGGAGAGGUAUGGGAGUGGAGGGGUGGUUGAGUGG